GAAUCGUUUUUAAAAACAAACACGACAAAAAUUUAAAAAAUUUCAUCAUUUUUUGUCUUUUAUCGUAAGAAAUUUCAAAUAAAAAGCAUUUAAAGUAAAAAAUGGGACCAAAAACUGUUGAACUUCGACCAGAUCGCUCAAAGUUACGCACCAAUUUCGAGGGUUACAAGCUCAAUUUGGAAAGCAUACCGGUCCUCCGGUACGAAUUACAACACACUCCCUUGCGAAUCAGCACCACCGAUCGUCAAUUUUCCUUCUUGCAUGCCCAACUUUUCGCUUUUCACAAUCAUCUCUUCAAAGAUCCGUGGCACCUGAAUACGUGUUACUUCCUCGACAGCUCAUGGACCGUGCAAAAAAUCUUCUACGACGACGAAACGGGAAAAGUUAAGCCCGUAAAUGCGGUUUUAAAGCUGCAAAAACCCAAAAUUGUCGUCGAAGAUCGAUAUCCCGCUUGUUUGGUCUUUGUUUCGGAAAAAUUUGGUUUAUUCAGCGACGGAUGCGGCUCUUUGGCGAUUAUUGAAACUGGAGACCGGGAAAAAAGUUGCGAAUUUAAAGUGCGGCAAAUGUUGAAGCCUCUUGAUAAUGUCGAAGGAUUUGUCAUUUCCAAUGCGCGAUUUGACGUUUUAGACGGGGUUUGGAAAAUUUCUUGCAUUUUAACGUUCAUUCGUCAAAAUAAGGAGCAUUUCGAGACUAUCGCACAUUGGAUGGUCCUUAAUUUGACGGAAAAUGUCUGGAAAGUGGAAAAUUCAAAAGUUUUAAGGUCACGUGGUGCCUUCAGUUACUGCGCUUUGGAGCAUCGGGCGGGAGCUUUGGUCGUCGCGAGCGAUUAUCCGGUGGAUUUUGAGUCAAAAAUCCUCGAACGUGAAAAAAAUCGACAAAAACCUUCAGAAAAACCCACGGAAAAUGGCAACGAAUCGAAAGAAGACACGGAAAUGAUGGAAAAAGACAUUCACAAGUACACGUGGACCCAAACUGAGGAAGAUGUGACGAUCGUAUUCGAUGAACAGCCCGAAGCGACAAAGGCAGAUUACGUUGUUCAAGUCACGCGAGACCAAAUUUCGAUAAAAUGCAAGGGAAAUGUCAUGUUACAAGGUCAAUUAUUUGAAAAAAUUGAUCCUGACACAACCACGUGGUCUAUUAACAAUCGAAAUUUGGAGGUUAUUUUAAAUAAAGCUGAUUCUGUAGCUUUAAAAUGGCCAUUUUUGGUCCCUGGAAGCCCCGCGGACUCGUGUGAAGCUAAUUCUGACCCGAAUCCCGUCGUGCAAUUCGCAAAUCAGAUGGAAGAAUGCGAUUUGGACAUCAACGAAAUCGAUAAGGAGAAUUAUUUGAGCCGAUUAUCGUGGAAUACCGAAGAAAUUACGCAUAAAGUGUACUUGGGAUCGCAUGGCCCGCUAUUUGACGUCAACCUAAGACCCGGAUUACCGAAUGCCGUGGCGUUAAAACAUGACGUCGAUGCUUGUGUUUGGCUCCAAAUGCAUAAUAACACAAAAACCACGGAAUGGACGAUGUCCCAUGAAGCCACCAUCGAUGCCUUUAGUUACGUUUUAGCCUCGAAACAGCAGAAAAAGUUCGUUGGAUGCGCCCCGAACGCGAAUUACGUCGUAAUUGCCGAACCCGAACGACACGUUUUCAUCUAUAAACAAACUUAUGACGGGAGCAACUUGCGAAAUCGCACAACAGGCGCCUCCGUGAACAUCGGACAACAAAAACUCGUGACGUUGGAAAAUACGGGCGAAGUUAUCGGCAUGUCUGUGGAGAAUGAUGUCACGUUGCUAUUGACAACUCAGUUCAUUUUGUGCAUUCAAUUGAAAAUUGAAGAGUAAAAUUUUUGCAUUACCAACUAUUCUAAAAAUUAUUUUUUUUUGUUAAAUCACAAUUUUUUGUUAAGCGGUGGUUCAUUUAGAACAAUUUAGCGACUUCCUUGCAAGCAGAUUUGAUGUCGGGAUAUUU
This is a messenger RNA of Culicoides brevitarsis, 1950 nucleotides long. Its product is annotated as nudC domain-containing protein 1. The record is from RefSeq and is a predicted model, not a curated record. The coding region runs from base 102 to 1823 and encodes 573 amino acids. NCBI's taxonomy places the organism in Eukaryota, Metazoa, Arthropoda, Insecta, Diptera, Ceratopogonidae. The transcript is spliced from 2 exons.